AUGUCCCAAAACACCAAAACUUACAAAGACGCUUUUGCCCUUUUUGACAAGAAAGGAACAGGUAAGAUUCCAGUUGAACAUUUGGGUGAUUUGUUAAGAGCAGUUGGCCAAAACCCUACAUUGGCAGAGAUCUCUGAGUUGCAAAACUCUGUUGAAUCUACAGAAUUUGACUUUGACACAUACCAGAAGAUCAUAAACAGACCCGAUGGAUUCAAGCCUUUGGGAUUGCCUGAGGACUAUAUAAAGGGUUUUCAGGUCUUCGACAAAGAACAGACUGGCUACAUUGGCGUUGGUGAAUUGAGAUACAUAUUGACUUCGAUUGGGGAAAAGCUUUCCGACUCGGAAGUGGAUGAGCUCUUAAAGGGUGUCAAUGUCACUUCUGACGGUAACGUCGACUAUGUAGAGUUCGUCAAGUCCAUUUUGGACCAGUAG
Messenger RNA from Scheffersomyces stipitis CBS 6054, 432 nucleotides. It is a transcript of the gene MLC1, whose product is annotated as Mlc1p. Gene Ontology annotation, molecular function: calcium ion binding. Gene Ontology annotation, biological process: mitotic actomyosin contractile ring assembly. Bases 1 to 432 code for a protein of 143 amino acids. NCBI's taxonomy places the organism in Eukaryota, Fungi, Ascomycota, Pichiomycetes, Serinales, Debaryomycetaceae. The transcript has 2 exons. Gene Ontology annotation, cellular component: myosin II complex. The record is from RefSeq and is a predicted model, not a curated record.